This is a messenger RNA of Symbiodinium natans, 2673 nucleotides long. Lineage: Eukaryota; Dinophyceae; Suessiales; Symbiodiniaceae. The record is from the annotation of a GenBank genome assembly.
AUGCCAAGUGCAGACGAAAACGAGUCCGUGCGAGAUACGCCAGCGAUUGGCAACAGCGAGCCAGAGCAAGCAAGGUGCUGCAAAGACAGCGACGAACUGAUGGAAGCGCAGUCAAGAACAGGCGACAGCAGGCCCACGCAAGCCGCGCCUCUCAGCAAUGGCAGCAAUCCAGGCUGCACAGAACCAAGAGCUAGCAAAAAUGGACCAGUGCAGGAGCUGCCACGCAAGAACAGCAGCGGCUCCAGGCUUGCGACUUCCAAGACGGACAGCACGAGGUCAAUGCAGCACGUGCUUUGCGAUGACAGUGAGGGGCCGAGGGUUACGACGCCGGGUGCGGGCAGAACAGAUUCCGUGCGGGACACUCCUCGCAGCAGCAACACAAAGCCCGGGGACGCACCCCGGAGAAACAAGAACGGUCCAAAGCUGCACAUGCCCAGUGCUGGCAGAACGAAGUCCACUUGCACGGAUAUGGUGUGUGGUGGCAGGGAUGGGCCCGGAGCAGCAAAGUCCAACGCUGGCGGGGCCAGGCCCGCUCUGGAACAUCCUCGCAAUGACAAGGGCAACUCUGGUUGUGCACUGUCAAGGGCCGAUGGGGCAGCUUCCAGGCAUGCAACACCUCUCGGCAACAGGAGCAGGUCGGGACUGGCCAUGCCAAGUGCAGACAAAAACGAGUCCGUGCGAGAUACGCCGGCGACUGGCAACAGCGAGCCAGAGCAGGCAAGAUGCUGUAAAGACAGCGACGAACUGAUGGAAGCACGGUCAAGAACGGGCAACAGUAGACCCGCUCAGGCCGUGCCUCUCGGCAGUAGCAACAGUCCAGGCUGCACGGAACCAAGGGCCAGCAAAAAUGGACCAGUGCAGGAGCUGCCACGCAAAAACAGCAGCGGCUCCAGGCUUGCGACUUCCAAGACGGACAGUGCGAGGUCAAUGCAGCACGUGCUUUGCGGUGACGGUGAGGGGCCGAGGGUUACGACGCCGGGUGCGGACAGAACGGAUUCCAUGUGGGACACUCCUCGCAGCAGCAACACAAAGCCUGGGGACGUAGCUUCAAGGGCAAGCAAGGACAGACCUAGUCGUGCCAGGCCAUGCAGUGACAGCACUGGACCUAAAUGCACGCGGUCAGGGACCAACAUGGCCGAAUCAAGCCUUGAUGCGCCCCGGAGAAACAAGAAAGAUCCAGAGCUGCACAUGCCCAAAGCUGACAGAACGAAGUCCACUCGCACGGCUCCUGCUACAAGCAAACCCGAACCAAGCCAGGAUAUGGUGUGUGGUGGCAGGGAUGGGCCCGGAGUAGCAAAGUCCAACGCUGGCAGGGCCAGGCCAGCUCUGGAGCACGCUCGCAACGACAAGGGCAACUCUGGUUGUGCACGGUCAAGGGCCGAUGGGGCAGCUUCCGGGCACGUAACACCUCUCGGCAACAGGAGCAGGUCGGGACUGGCCAUGCCAAGUGCGGACGAAAACGAGUCCGUGCGAGAUACGCCGGCGAUUGGCAACAGCGAGCCAGAGCAAGCAAGGUGCUGCAAAGACAGCGACGAACUGAUGGAAGCGCAGUCAAGAACAGGCGACAGCAGGCCCACGCAAGCCGCGCCUCUCAGCAAUGGCAGCAAUUCAGGCUGCACAGAACCAAGAGCUAGCAAAAAUGGACCAGUACAGGAGCUGCCACGCAAGAACAGCAGCGGCUCCAGGCUUGCGACUUCCAAGACGGACAGCACGAGGUCAAUGCAGCACGUGCUUUGCGAUGACAGUGAGGGCCCGAGGGUUACGACGCCGGGUGCGGACAGAACAGAUUCCGUGCGGGACACUCCUCGCAGCAGCAACACAAAGCCCGGGGACGUAGCUUCAAGGGCAAGCAAGGGAAGGCCUAGCCGCGCCCGGCCAUGCAGUGACAGCACUGGACCUAAAUGCACACGGUCAGGGACCAACAUGGCCGAAUCAAGCCUCGAUGCGCCCUGGAGAAACAAGAAAGAUCCAAAGCUGCACACGCCCAAAGCUGACAGAACGAGGUCCGCUCGCACGGCUCCUGCUACAAGCAAACCCGAACCAAGCCAGGAUAUGGUGUGUGGUGGCAGGGAUGGGCCCGGAGCAGCAAAGUCCAACGCUGGCAGGGCCAGGCCAGCUCUGGAGCACCCUCGCAACGACAAGGGCAACUCUGGUUGUGCACGGUCAAGGGCCGAUGGCGCAGCUUCCGGGCAUGCAACACCUCUCGGCAACAGGAGCAGGUCGGGACUGGCCAUGCCAAGUGCAGACAAAAACGAGUCCGUGCGAGAUACGCCGGCGAUGGGCAACAGCGAGCCAGAGCAGGCAAGAUGCUGUAAAGACAGCGACGAACUGAUGGAUGCACGGUCAAGAACGGGCAACAGUAGACCCGCUCAGGCCGUGCCUCUCGGCAGUAGCAACAGUCCAGGCUGCACGGAACCAAGAGCCAGCAAAAAUGGACCAGUGCAGGAGCUGCCACGCAAAAACAGCAGCGGCUCCAGGCUUGCGACUUCCAAGACGGACAGCGCGAGGUCAAUGCAGCACGUGCUUUGCGGUGACGGUGAGGGGCCGAGGGUUACGACGCCGGGUGCGGACAGAACGGAUUCCGUGUGGGACACUCCUCGCAGCAGCAACACAAAGCCCGGGGACGUAGCUUCAAGGGCAGGCAAGGAAAGACCUAGACGAGCCAGGCCAUGA